AUGUGGUGUGCGCACACCUGCACACCUAGACACCAGCCGCCACUGCAACAAAGUUCAAAUAUUAAUUAUACAUCUGAACCUGAAGAAACAUCACUUACGGAGAUAUCUGAAAUUUGGCAAAGUUUUGAAUCACAAAAGUCCAAGUUGGAGGCAAUAUUAGGGCAAGUUUUAAUGCUUAAUGCUACUCAAGCUAAAAUGUGUACAUAUUUAGAGACACUCAAUAAAAAAGUAAACAUGGUUCUGGAAGCAGACAAACGUCUUCGAGCACUAGCAUUUCUGCAACCUAAAUUAUCUGCAGCGUUUAUUGAUCUUCUUCCUAUUUCUACUAUGGAGGACUUAAGUGAAGUUGAGCGGCUGUUACAUCCAGAUUCUAAUGAUUUAAUGAGAAAUAAGGAAGACUUGAAGUCUUUUUUGCUCUUUAAAAUUGGAAAUAAACAUUUGAAUUCAGCAGUACGGACUGCAAUGAGUUUUGUUAUGACCCGCACAAUUGCAGCAAAUUUUAGUUUUAAAGGAAAAACUAAAUUGAAAUUCAGUAAUUUGAAUAUUUUUAAAGUUAUAUCAGAUACAUUAUCUGGAUACAUAAUAACUCCUGAAGAUGAAGUAUCAUUUACUGAUGUAGUACAAAAUUGGUUAAAACAUGCACUAAUUCCAAAAACAAAAUGUAACACUGCAGUACCACCACAAAUGAAGAAAAUAUUGUCCAGAAAAAUGACCUUUGUAAUGAAUAAUACAUAA
Messenger RNA from Sipha flava (yellow sugarcane aphid), 735 nucleotides. RefSeq lists its product as uncharacterized. The record is from RefSeq and is a predicted model, not a curated record. The transcript is spliced from 5 exons. Lineage: Eukaryota; Metazoa; Arthropoda; Insecta; Hemiptera; Aphididae. Bases 1 to 735 code for a protein of 244 amino acids.